This is a messenger RNA of Hyaloscypha bicolor E, 2982 nucleotides long. RefSeq lists its product as uncharacterized. NCBI's taxonomy places the organism in Eukaryota, Fungi, Ascomycota, Leotiomycetes, Helotiales, Hyaloscyphaceae. Gene Ontology annotation, biological process: mitochondrial tRNA 3'-end processing. The transcript has a single exon. Gene Ontology annotation, cellular component: mitochondrion. The record is from RefSeq and is a predicted model, not a curated record. Gene Ontology annotation, molecular function: 3'-tRNA processing endoribonuclease activity. The coding region runs from base 20 to 2791 and encodes 923 amino acids.
UGCCUCUUAAAUUCACUCCAUGACAGGAACUCUCCCAGCUGCAAGGAUCCUGCGACUGAGCAACUACCAAACAAUAAAAUCUCCCGUCAGUCGCAUUUAUCCAAGGUCACAACUCCCGCCAACCUUUCGAGCACCCCAUAACAGAUCAAAGAAACCUCGAUAUAUACCUCUGCGCCGAAUCUUCCCCGGUCCGCCUCUCCAGGGACAAACCCUCGAUACUGAUUAUUUCAUUGCCUUUCACGAUCAAAGGAACAGGAGCGUCGGCGGGGAGGAUAACACCAAGCUGCCGCCUGAGCACCAUCUCUUCGCGGGAUACAGUAAAAUGAAGUGCUGGGUCCAGAUUCUGAGCACUCCUACGGCGGAUACACCUGGCACUACACUCCUCCUUCACUUCGACAGCAAGAGGUACUUGAUUGGCAAUGUGGCGGAGGGGACACAACGUGCAUCGGUACAGAGGAAGCUUGGGUUGACGAGGGUCGGGGAUAUUUUUUUGACUGGCACGGUGGGAUGGGAGACUGCGGGCGGGCUUCUGGGGAUGAUUCUCACUCUUGCCGACUCAACUACCACUUCCAAUGAGGGGAAGAGGGAGAAUAGGAAGAAAGGGAGCGAGAAUAAUGUGCCGGUGGAGAGGAGCUGGUUGAAUGUACAUGGUGGGAAGAACUUGACUCAUUUGCUGGCGACAGCGAGGCGCUUUAUAUUCAGGAAGGGCAUGCCACUCCUUACAAAUGAGCUCACAGAGAAGGCGGAUCUGAAAAGGAAAGAUGGGGAGCCAACAUGGAAGGAUGAUAGGAUUAAGGUAUGGUCUAUGGUCAUUACCCCCGAAGGUCGAAGCGCGAGGAAGAGAAGUCAUGAUGAAUUUGCGGAGUCAACUCUGCUAGAGUCUGCAGAUGGCAAACAGGAGACUCUGGAACAGCAAGAAGAUCGACACGACCAGAUGCGGAAAGCGGUUGUCUCUAAUAUGUUCGAUUCAGACUGGCGGUUGGAUGCUCUCAUCAAGAGGAAGCUUUCUGAGGUGAAGAGACCCGCUGCAAUAUUUUUCAGAGAUGAGAAUGGCACGAUCCAAAGAUAUCAUGGCCCGACAGUGGACGAAGACCCUUCUGUCCCAGACAUCGAUGUACUUGUCCGGAAUCCAUGGCCCGGAGCAAUGAUCGAGACGCUACCUCCCACCACGCCAUCCACAAGUUCAGUAUGCUAUAUAAUGAAGAACUACCCACAACGAGGAAAGUUCAAUCCCAAGGUGGCUAAAGAGCUAGGAGUUGUACCUGGCAAAGAUUUCAGGGCAUUGACGGAAGGAAAAAGUGUCACGACUCCGGAUGGCAAGAUUGUAACCUCUGAUCAAGUUCUGGCUCCGGGCAAGGAAGGUGGUGGAUUUGCAAUCAUUGAAUUACCAGACGAGUCAUACAUUGGACCGUUGCUUGCUCGUGAAGAAUGGUCCUCGAAGGAGAUCAUGCCUGGCGUCGGAGCUGUUAUUUGGAUUCUUGGACCUGGCAUAGUCGAAGACCCGAGGUUGCAAAAGUUCAUGAAGGAGCACAGCGAGAUGCAACACAUCGUGUCUUCCAAGGACUGCUGCUCCAAUUAUCUCGCCUUGGAGUCUCCUGCCAGCGCGGCUAUUCGAUUGCACCUUCUUGACUCUGAACGCUUUCCGAUCCCAGUGCAUAGUAAUGAUGUGCCAUUACCAAACGCUGAAGGCCCACGUCCUUAUACAAAGGCAAGAGCUGGCCUAACUUUGCAACUCGAGCCCAAGCUUGAGAUUCAAGACGAAACUAUUAUUCAACAUCUUGACACCGCUGCCGUUAUUAAGGAAAUGCCGAAAGAAGUACUUAAACUAGCGAAGACAGCUCGUGAAGAAGUCAAGAGUGCUGAGUUCCAAGCCAGGCUCGAUGAGAAUCAGCAAGAUAUUCCCAGCAAAGACGCCGAAGUUAUUACACUUGGUACUGGUUCCGCAUUGCCGUCGAAGUACCGGAACGUGUCAGCCACACUACUUCGAGUGCCGGGUUUUGGCAGCUACUUGUUUGAUUGCGGAGAGAACACGUUGGGUCAGCUCCGGAGAGUAUUCGGCGACACGUUACCUGAGGUCCUCCGCGACUUGAAAGUCAUCUGGAUCAGCCAUCUUCACGCCGAUCACCAUCUCGGUACAGCAUCAGUCAUCAGAGCAUGGGCAAAAGAAACCAUGAAGGAAGGCUCAACAAAAGACAACAAACUCAUUGUGGCGUCUGAUGAUGGUAUGAUCAAUUGGCUCAAGGAGUACUGCGAAGUCGAAGACUAUGGUCAAGAUCGAGUUGAGCACAUCAUCCUGAAUCCUGCCAGUGGCUACGAUCACCAAUUCAAUCCUGAGGAAACGCAAAGAGUUGGUCUUUCUUCAAUUCAAGCUUGCCCCGUAGAGCACUGUCACGGCGCUCUUGCUGUUGCUUUCGCUCUCCCCAAUGGGUUCAAAGUUGCCUACUCAGGAGACUGUCGACCCUCACAGCGAUUCGCCAAAAUCGGCGAAGGAGCAACUCUCUUAAUCCACGAGGCUACAUUUGACGAUGAACUCCAAUCAGAUGCGUACGCGAAGAAGCAUUCGACUACGGCAGAGGCAUUGGCAAUUGGGAAGAAGAUGAAUGCCAGACGCAUCCUGUUGACUCACUUUUCACAACGAUAUCAAAAGAUCCCGGUCAUGGAUAGUCAUGGUGGCAAGGAUCAAGUCGCUAUUGUUGCUUUUGAUUACAUGCGGGUCAAGGUAGGAGACUUUGCCAAGCUGGAAGCCUUCAAACCUGCACUAAUGAAGCUUUACGAAAACGAGGAAGCUUGAACUUUGAACGCGAAUUCAUUUCACUUCUGGCAAUUAUUUAGACUUGAUUGAGUGUAUGGAAAAGCGUUAGCAUUGAAAAUCAUGGGCAAGGUUUUAUUAAGUUACUGCAUAGCAUUAAGGUCACCGGUUUUGUAAGAUAUUGUAUGUAUUAGAUGAUACCAGAAAAAAAUCUCUCUAUUCAAAGAAACUGC